AUGAAGAGCCUCAAGUCCCGCCUGAGGAGACAGGACGCGCCCGGACCGCUGUUGUCCGGCGCCUCCACAAGCGCGCAUGCAGCAGAUUGGAACAAAUAUGAUGACAGAUUGAUGAAAGCAGCAGAAAGGGGAGAUGUAGAAAAAGUGUCUUCAAUCCUUGCCAAAAAGGGGGUCAAUCCAGGCAAGCUAGAUGUGGAAGGCAGAUCUGUCUUCCAUGUGGUGGCCUCAAAGGGUAAUCUUGAGUGUUUGAAUGCCAUCCUUAUGAAUGGAGUUGAUAUUACAACCAGUGACACUGCAGGAAGAAAUGCUCUUCACCUGGCUGCAAAGUAUGGACAUGCAUUAUGCCUACAAAAACUUCUACAGUACAAUUGUCCCACUGAACAUGCAGACCUGCAGGGAAGAACUGCACUUCAUGAUGCUGCUAUGGCAGACUGUCCUUCUAGCAUACAGCUGCUUUGUGACCAUGGGGCCUCGGUGAAUGCCAAAGAUGUAGAUGGGCGGACACCACUUGUUCUAGCUACUCAGAUGUGUAGGCCAACAAUAUGUCAACUGCUGAUAGAUAGAGGAGCGGAUAUUAAUUCCAGAGACAAACAAAACAGAACUGCUCUCAUGUUAGGUUGUGAAUAUGGUUGCAAAGAUGCUGUAGAAGUUUUAAUUAAAAAUGGUGCUGAUAUAAACUUGCUGGAUGCCCUUGGCCAUGAUAGUUCUUACUAUGCAAGAAUUGGUGACAAUCUUGACAUUCUAAACUUAUUGAAGACUGCAUCGGAAAAUACCAACAAAGGGAGAGAACUUUGGAAGAAAGGACCAUCAAUACAACAGCGAAAUUUGACACACAUGCUAGAUGAAGUAAAUAUGAAGUCAAAUCAGAGGGAGCACCAAAGCAUUCAGGAUCUGCAGAUUGAAAAUGGAGAUUUAAAAGAAAGGUUGAGAAAAAUUCAGCAAGAACAGAGAAUAUUAUUGGAUAAAGUCAAUGGUUUACAGCUACAGCUAAAUGAGGAAGUAAUGGUUGCUGAUGAUCUGGAAAGUGAGAAAGAAAAGCUGAAGUCCCUUUUGGUGGCUAAAGAAAAGCAACAUGAAGAAAGUUUGAGAGCUAUGGAGGCUCUGAAAAAUAGAUAUAAAUAUUUUGAGAGUGAUCAUGUAGGAUCAGGAAGUCAUUUCAGUAACCGAAAAGAAGAUAUGAUUCUUAAACAAGGUCAAAUGUACAUGACAGACUCACAGUGUACUUCCCCAGGUGUGCCCGCUCAUAUGCAAAGCAGAUCUAUGUCACGACCACUGGAGCUGUCCUUACCCAAUCAAACUUUAUAUUCUGAAAACGAAAUUUUAAAGAAAGAGUUAGAAGCAAUGAGAACUUUCUGUGAAUCAGCAAAACAGGACCGACUCAAGCUCCAAAAUGAACUGGCUCACAAAGUGGCCGAGUGCAAAGCAUUAGCAUUAGAAUGUGAAAGGGUCAAGGAGGAUUCAGAUGAACAGAUAAAGCAAUUAGAAGACGCAUUAAAAGAUGUGCAGAAGAGAAUGUAUGAGUCAGAAGGAAAAGUUAAACAAAUGCAGACUCAUUUUCUUGCUCUUAAAGAGCACCUUACAAGUGAAGCAGCUUCAGGGAAUCACAGACUAAUGGAGGAAUUAAAGGAUCAGUUGAAAGACAUGAAAGCAAAGUAUGAAAGUGCUUCAGCAGAAGUGGGAAAAUUAAGGAACCAAAUCAAACAAAAUGAGAUGUUAGUAGAAGAGUUUAAGCAGGAUGAAGGCAAGCUGGUAGAGGAAAAUAAGCGACUACAGAAGGAAUUCAGUAUGUGUGAAAUGGAGCGAGAGAAGAAAGGGAGAAGGGUCACAGAGAUGGAAGGCCAAUUAAAAGAACUGUUAGCAAAGUUGGCCCUUUCCAUUCCAAAAGAAAAAUUUGAAAACAUGAAGAGCUUAUUAUCGAAUGAAGUAAAUGAGAAGGCAAAAAAAUUAGUUGAUAUGGAAAGAGAAUAUGAAAAAUCACUUAGUGAAAUUAAACAGUUAAAGCGAGAACUUGAGAAUUUUAAGGCUAAGAUUUCUCAGCAUGUCAAACCAGAGGAACAUGAGCAGCUCAAGAACAGAUUAGAACAAAAGUCAGGAGAACUUGGGAAGAAGGUCACUGAGUUAAUAUCGAAGAAUCAGACCUUACAAAAGGAAAUUGAAAAGGCUUACCUGGAUAAUAAGCUCCUCAACCAACAAGUACACAACUUAACAACUGAAAUGAAAAAUCAUUACAUUCCUUUAAAAGUAAGUGAAGAAAUGAAAAAGUCAUAUGAUGUAAUUAUUGAUGAUUUGAAUAAAAAGCUUUUAGAUGUAACAGAAAAAUACACAGAAAAGAAGUUGGAAAUGGAGAAGUUGGAAAUGGAAAAUGACAGUUUAAAUAAAAAUGUUAACCGUCUGGAAACUAUGUUCAUACCUCAUGAGAAACAUGAAAAAGAGAUGAUGACUCUGAAGUCCAAUAUUGUUGAACUUAAAAAACAGCUCUCUGAACUUAAUAAGAAAUAUGGUGAAGACCAAGAGAAAGUAUAUUCACUCAUGUCUGAAAACACCAACUUGAAAAAGACUAUGAGCAAUCAGUAUGUACCAGUUAAAACUCAUGAAGAAAUUAAAACUGCACUAAGUAGCACAUUAGAUAAAACUAACAGAGAAUUGUUAGAUGUGAAGAAAAAAUAUGAACAUGUAAAUAAAGAACUUGUGAAAAUAAAAGAUGAGAAUGAAAUAUUAAAAAGAAACCUGGAAAACACUCAGAACCAAAUGAAAGCUGAGUACAUCAGCCUAAGAGAGCAUGAGGAAAAGGUGAGUGCUGUCAGUAAGAGCAUGAGAAAGGUACAGGAGAAUAGUGCAGAAAUACUGGCCAACUACAAGAAAGGCCAAGAAGAGAUUGUGACAUUGCAUGCUGAAAUUGAAGCCCAGAAAAAGGAACUUGACACGAUACAAGAAUGCAUUAAAGUAAAAUAUGCUCCAAUUGCCAGCUUUGAAGAGUGUGAGAAAAAAUUUAAGGCAAUAGAGAAAGAACUAAAAGAACAGUUAUCAGAGCAGACACAAAAGUAUAAUGUCAGGGACGAAGAGACCAAGAAGUGCAAACAAGAGAAUGACAAGUUAAAGGAGGAGAUUUUCACUCUUCAGAAGGAUUUAAGGGAUAAGAAUGUUCUCAUUGAGAAUUCUCAUGAAAUGGAAAGAGCAUUAAGCAGAAAAACAGAGGAGUUGAACAGACAGUUAAAAGACCUGUUACAGAAAUACACAGAGGUAAAGAAUGAGAAGGAGAAGCUAGUAGAAGAAAAUGCCAAACAGACUUCUGACAUCCUCACAGCACAGACACUUCUGCAAAAACAAUAUGUUCCAUCGGAACAGGUAGAGGCCCUGGAAAAAUCUCUUAAUGGUACAAUUGAGACUCUAAGGGAAGAAUUAAAGAAUAAGCAAAAGCGUUAUGAGAAAGAGCAGCAGACAGUGACCAAGUUGCAUCAGUUGCUGGAAAACCAAAAGAAUUCUUCAGUGCCCCUGGCCAAGCAUUUGCAGAUGAAGGAAGCAUUUGAGAAAGAAAUUGGAAUUAUAAAAGCUACCUUGCGAACCAAGGAAGAAGAAAACCGAAACAAAACUGAAGAAAUCUCCAAACUUCAGUUGGAGAUUCAGAAUAGUAAACAAGCAUUAAAAAAAUUAGAGACAAGAGAGGUAGUGGAUAUGUCUAAAUAUAAAGCAACAAAAAGUGAUUUGGAGACACAGAUUUCCGACUUAAAUGAAAAGUUGACCAAACUGAAUAGAAAGUAUGAAGAUGUAUGUGAGGAGGUUUUACAUGCCAAAAAGAAGGAACUAUCUGCAAAAGGUGAUAAAGAAUUACUACAUUUUAGCAUUGAGCAAGAAAUCAAGGAUCAGCAGGAGCGAUGCGAUAAGUCCUUAUCAACAAUCACAGAGUUACAGAUAAGAAUACAGGAAUCUGCUAAGCAAAUUGAAGCAAAAGAUAAUAAGAUAACUGAGCUACUUAAUGAUGUAGAAAGACUAAAACAGGCCCUUAAUGGCCUUUCACAGCUCACUUAUACAAGUGGGAGUCCCAGCAAGAGACAGAGCCAGCUGAUUGACACUCUGCAGCACCAAGUGCGGUCCCUGCAGCAGCAGCUCACUGAUGCACACAGACAGCACCAAGAAGUAAUUGGAAUUUAUCGGACACACCUUCUUAGUGCCGCACAGGGUCACAUGGAUGAAGAUGUGCAGGCGGCCUUACUCCAGAUUAUACAGAUGCGGCAGGGACUUGUAUGCUAG
This is a messenger RNA of Pipistrellus nathusii (Nathusius's pipistrelle), 4248 nucleotides long. NCBI's taxonomy places the organism in Eukaryota, Metazoa, Chordata, Mammalia, Chiroptera, Vespertilionidae. The record is from the annotation of a GenBank genome assembly.